This is a messenger RNA of Spodoptera exigua (beet armyworm), 1377 nucleotides long. Lineage: Eukaryota; Metazoa; Arthropoda; Insecta; Lepidoptera; Noctuidae. The record is from the annotation of a GenBank genome assembly.
AUAAGUUCACCAUAAGUUCAAAGUCCUGGUUUAUUUUGAUACCUUUCUCUGAUUGUUUUUGUUUAAUAUUUCUAAAAUGAUAAAGAAUUUUUCUAAAUUAGUGCAAACACUUGCUCCAACAAGUGUUAGACAGACAAGAUGCAUAGCUUCACUGUCAGCCCUCUCAGACACUUACCAAAUGUUAUACAAGACAUGUCGAGACUUUGCUGAAGGGGAACUGAAGCCCAACGCCGCUAAGUUCGACCGCGAACAUUUGUACCCUGGCGAUGCAAUAAAAAAAAUGGGUGAACUGGGCCUUAUGGCCAUAGCGGUACCGGAAGAACUCGGCGGUGCUGGUCUGGACUACCUCGCUUAUGCUAUAGCCCUGGAAGAGAUCUCAAGAGGAUGUGCGUCAGCUGGAGUGAUAAUGUCUGUCAACAACUCACUUUACUUAGGGCCCGUUAUGCACUGGGGCUCUGACAAACAAAAGGAGCAAUUUGUAACACCAUUUUGUUCUGGUGAAAUAGUUGGUUGUUUUGCUCUCUCUGAGCCUGGCAAUGGAUCAGAUGCUGGGGCAGCUUCCACCACUGCUAAAGAUGCUGGUGACAAGUGGACUCUGAAUGGCACAAAAUGUUGGAUAACCAAUGGUUAUGAGAGUAAAGCCUCUGUGGUCUUUGCAACCACGGACAAAAGUCUGAAACACAAAGGCAUAUCAGCUUUUAUAGUACCAAAACCUAUUAAAGGUUUAGAAUUAGGGAAGAAGGAGGAUAAAUUAGGUAUUAGGGGUUCAUCAACUUGUUCCCUCAUGUUUGAAGACUGUCAUAUUCCAAAAGAGAAUAUUCUUGGUCAGCCAGGCCUGGGCUUCAAGAUUGCUAUGAUGACUUUAGAUGCUGGAAGGAUUGGCAUUGCUUCACAGGCUUUGGGUAUAGCUCAGGCAUCUUUAGAUGUAGCUGCUGAAUAUGCAUCUAAGCGCACAGCAUUUGGGAAACCUAUCAUGAAACUGCAGUCUAUCCAGAAUAAGUUGGCUGAUAUGGCUCUACAACUGGAGUCUGCAAGAUUGUUGACUUGGAGGGCUGCUUGGUUGAAGGACAAUAAGAAGCCUUACACCAAAGAGGCAGCUAUGGCUAAACUGGCAGCUUCAGAAGCAGCUACUUUCUUAUCUCAUCAAUGUAUACAAAUUCUUGGUGGAAUGGGAUAUGUAUCAGAUAUGCCAGCAGAAAGACACUACAGGGAUGCAAGGAUCACAGAAAUAUAUGAAGGAACCUCUGAAAUCCAGAGGCUUGUCAUAGCAGGACAAUUGAUUAAGGAGUAUGGUCUCAAUUAACCCUCAGUAUAAUUACUAAUUACUGUAGUUUUAAGCAUAAGACUGUUGUAUUACCCAAUUUUAGUAUAAUUUAC